UUUAGUCAGGCAUCUAAACCAAAAAAAAAAAAGAAACCCUACCGAACGUUCCCUUAGCCAACCGAAACGGCGAAACCCUUUCGCCACUCUUUCAUCCUCUCUUCUCUUCUCUUUCUCGAUCUUUCCUCCCUUCCUCCUUCUCUCUCGUCUUUGCGCACUGUUCUUCAAAAUCGAGUUUAGAUCCGUGUCUCUUUUGCUUGAAAUUCCGUGUUUUAUCUUCUUCGUUUGAAUCUACCGAACAGUUUUUGUCCCUUUCAGCGAAUUAGGGUUUCGAUCUGUUUUCCGUUUUUGUUCUCCUUUUUGUUUGCUCAAAAUUGAAAAAAAAAAAAGAAAAAGUUUCUUUAUUUUUUUUUCAUUUUUUCCGUUUUCCCGGAUUUCUCUCGUGAUUUUUGUUCUAAUCCAAAUUUGAUCACUUAUGAUUUGCUAAAUCGGUUUGUUCCUUGUCACGGUUGCUUGCAUUUGUUCUGACUUCCGGUUAAAUUCAAGCUUGCGUAUCUUUGGGGUCGUUUUUUGGUUGUUUUAUUGCUGAAACCGAUGGAUACUCGGAGCCCUAACGGAUCUUCGCCGCAGCAAUCACAGUCUCUGAAGAAAUACGGAAUCACGAAACCGAUAUCCCUCGCUGGGCCAAGUGAGGCUGAUGUUCAACGGAAUACGGAAUUAGAGAAGUUUUUGAUAGAGUCAGGGCUUUACGAGAGCAAAGAAGAAGCUGUGAAAAGAGAGGAGGUUCUCGGGCAUAUCAAUGAGAUUGUAAAAAGUUGGGUAAAGCAAUUAACUCGUCAAAGGGGCUACACGGAUCAGAUGGUGGAGGAAGCAAAUGCUGUCAUUUUCACUUUUGGGUCUUACUGUUUAGGGGUGCAUGGACCUGGGGCUGACAUAGACACUUUGUGUAUUGGGCCAUCUUAUGUGAACCGAGAGGAAGAUUUCUUCAUCAUUUUGCAUGAUAUAUUGGCUGAAAUGGAAGAGGUCACUGAACUUCAACCGGUUCCAGAUGCUCAUGUCCCUGUAAUGAAAUUUAAGUUUCAAGGGAUAUCAAUUGAUCUUCUUUAUGCAAGUAUAUCUCUUUUGGUUGUUCCAGAUAACCUUGAUAUCUCACAUGGGUCUGUGCUGCAUAAUGUUGAUGAGCAAACUGUUCGAAGUCUUAAUGGGUGCAGGGUUGCUGAUCAAAUCCUUAAACUCGUUCCAAAUGUUGAGCACUUCCGCAUGACGCUUAGAUGUUUGAAGUUCUGGGCCAAAAGGCGUGGUGUUUAUUCCAAUGUUACUGGAUUCCUAGGUGGUGUGAAUUGGGCGCUUCUGGUUGCACGGGUGUGCCAGCUGUAUCCCAAUGCAAUACCUAGUAUGCUGGUUUCUCGAUUUUUUAGAGUAUAUACUCAGUGGAGAUGGCCAAACCCUGUUAUGUUGUGUUCAAUAGAAGAGGAUGAACUUGGCUUUCCCGUUUGGGAUCCUCGAAAGAAUCCUCGGGACCGGUUUCAUCAUAUGCCAAUAAUAACUCCUGCAUACCCUUGCAUGAAUUCUAGUUACAAUGUCUCUAUAAGUACUCUUCGCGUAAUGAUGGAACAGUUCCAAUGUGGUAAUAGAAUAUGUGAGGAGAUUGAGCUGAAUAAAUCUCAAUGGAGUGCUUUGUUUGAACCUUAUCUUUUCUUUGAGGCAUAUAAAAACUAUCUACAAGUUGACAUAGUUUCAGCAGAAGCUGAUGAUUUGCUGGCAUGGAAAGGCUGGGUGGAGUCACGACUUAGACAGCUUACCUUGAAGAUAGAGCGGGACACAAAUGGGAUGUUGCAGUGCCAUCCUUACCCAAAUGAGUAUGUAGAUACGUCCAAGCAAUUCCCACAUUGUGCUUUCUUCAUGGGCUUGCAGAGGAAAGAGGGAGUGAGUGGUCAAGAAGGUCAACAAUUUGACAUACGUGGGACAGUUGAUGAGUUCAGACAGGAGAUAAGCAUGUACAUGUAUUGGAAACCAGGAAUGGAUAUUUAUGUUUCUCAUGUUCGUAGGAGGCAGCUCCCUGCCUUUGUUUUCCCUGAUGGAUAUAAACGGCCUCGAUCAUCGAGGCAUCCUGGCCAGCAGACUGGGAAAAUUUGUGAAGAUAUUACAAGGUCCCAGUCAGGGUCUGUAGAAAGACAAAUUAAGAGAAAACAUGAAGAUGAAGCAUUGGAUGAAAAAAUGGACAAACCAGAUAAGCGGUCCUCAAUUAGCCCCCAGCGGCUGGAGUCUGUUUCACCCGAAAGUAGUGCAAGUAGGUCUGGUGGAACAUCUCAUAUUAGCGAUGGUCAAGUGGUUACACUAGAGCGCCCAACAACUUGGGAUGUUGAUAGCAAUUCUGUGCUUAGGCAGUCUAGUGGGCUGUUGGACAGUGAAAAAAGAAAUGUGGGGAUUAGCAUCCAGCAGGCUAGAACUGUUGAUCAAGGGUCCCUCACCUUAAGUGGGCAGACUUCUUUAGAUGUUGUACAUAAUCUGUCUGUAGUUAGAAAUGUAGAGUCAGCUGAACAGAUGGGGGAACCUUUUCUAAGGCAAGAGUCGCAUUCUCCAUGUGAAGUUCCUGAUUCUGAAUUGAGGGAAACGUGCAAGACUGGAGUGAAUCAAGAGAAAACUGGGGAUUUAGGAUCAGCUUACAUGAAUGAUGCAGAGACUGGAUCUUCUAGGAGAAUUUUAAACUGGAAAGGAGGUGGCGUUGGGGUUGAUCAAGAGGUAGUCAAACCAUGUAAUCAAACAGCAGUAGUAGAAAUUGCUGAAAGUGUAUUUGGGUCAAGUUCCAAUGCGCAGAACCUCAAUUGCGAGGGUGUUGUCUGCAGUGCAGAUUUGGAUUCACUUCUGGAAAAUGGACAUCUAAAUGCAAAUGGUGUUUUCCAAAACAGCUUGUCUGAAGAAUUAAAGCCAAAUAUCGCACUUGGAAAGGUUGUAAAUUCUCAAGAUGGAGCUAGGUCAGAAACUUUGCAGAAGCCAGUGAUGAGGCAUGUGUUUUUGGAACUUCUGUUUUGUUUAUGCAAAUUAUGAUCUCUUUAUGCUGUUCUUUUUGGUUUUUGAUUAUUUUUAGCAGGUUGAGUUUGAAGUCUAUGGCAUAAUGUGUUGUAGAUGAUGCAUUUGGAGAAUCUUUCUUACCAAAGGGGUAGGGCCAGCACCUCGGUAAGUGUCACAUUAAUUGCUGGCUUUCAUUAUGAUUUUACAGGUAUGAACCUGGGUGUGACUGGAUUGGGAGCAUAUUUGGCCAUGUGGUGGAGAGUUGGGUUGUUUGGCUCAUACUAUUAAGUGUGUUGUGCUGUGUGUGGUUUUAGCUGAGGGGCCAAGAAGCUAUUGAAGUGUGCUGGUGCUUUAAAGACUGCUAUCUCAUUUUUUGCCACUGAGUGUUGUGGCAUGCUUCUUGCCUCAGUUUAUGGAUGAGUCAUUCUUAAUUGAGAAAAUUGUAAAUAAACAAAGGGGUGGUGUUGUAUCAUUAGAUCUUUGUAACCUUAUGUAAUCCUUUGUACAUUUCCACUAAUACAGUUUAUCAAUGCUUUUUAAUUAGUUAAA
Theobroma cacao (cacao) is the source of this 3501-nucleotide messenger RNA. RefSeq names its product nuclear poly(A) polymerase 4-like. Gene Ontology annotation, molecular function: poly(A) RNA polymerase activity; RNA binding. Lineage: Eukaryota; Viridiplantae; Streptophyta; Magnoliopsida; Malvales; Malvaceae. Gene Ontology annotation, cellular component: nucleus. The record is from RefSeq and is a predicted model, not a curated record. Gene Ontology annotation, biological process: RNA 3'-end processing.